CAGGCUGGGGCCCGAGAAAGACUUCUCCCACUGGCCGAAGCAGCCUCUCCAGCCCCCAACCCUCCGCCCUCGAGGGAAACUCCUCUACUUCCUCCCCUUCUUUAAAGGAUGUGCCAAAAUAAGCAGCUAUGGGCCAGACGAUGAACACCUUUUCCACUGGUUGAUAGCAGUGGCUCACACAGCUCUGAAGAACACUAAGAAGCAGCCUGGAGGGGAACGCUCAGUAGAACCACCAUGGACACCGUUAAGAUAGCCUUACUCAUCUUCCUUCUAACCUCGCUCCAGCUCCUCACAACAGAUGCUUCUUUUGUUACCACACAAAAAUCAGCAGAACAUUCAACUACAGGCAAACCAUCAGAAACUACGACUGUUCCUCUUUCCACUGUAAAGAACCUUGGUGCAAAUGUUACUGCAACCAGCGUUACUGCAACCAGCGUUACUGCAACCAGCGUUACUGCAACCAACGUUACUGCAACCAACGUUACUGCAACCAACGUUACUGCAACCAACGUUACUGCAACCAACGUUACUGCAACCAGCGUUACUGCAACCAGUGUGACCCCAACCAAGAAUUCUACCUGGAAUUCUACCACAGCGCUUGCUACAUCAACAGUAACAGAAAAUACAAAAAUGUCAUCCUCACCCCAAGUCCCAGUGAAUUCCGCAUCUCCAUAUACUAAGGAUGAUGAAACACAAGGGACCCAGGCCCCAACAACUGUUACCAAGAGUGACAUUUCUCACCUUACCAAAAAGCUCUCAGGUUCAGAGGAUGAAAAUACAGAUCAAGAUAAAGUCAAGGACAAUAAGAAUACGGAUCAUGUCGAUAAGAACCUGCUGUGGAUUCUUUUGCCAGUCCUGGCACUUGUGGGGGCUGCUGUCGUGGUCCUUCUGAAAAGUAAAUGCAUGAAGGACCACGAUCACACAGAGAUAACUGAUAAUGGAACAGAAAAUGCCUCUUUCCAGAGCAGGCCAGACAACGCCAAAGACGGUGUCAUGCUUCUCGGGGUGAAGUCUUCAGGCGGUGAAGACAAUGCUGCUGCAAGAUAAAAGGGAGGCCAUCCCAUUUGAAAGGACCAAUGAAUGAGGACGAGCUCUUACAACCAAAAAAUGGUCCAGAUCCCUUCACCUUCAACGAUCUAAACCUUAUGGACUAUCAAAUACAGCGUCACAGAAUCACAAAAGUUCCUAAAGUGGGAACAUUUGUAUAUGGUUUGUGAGUAUUGUAGGAUAUGGGGCUCUUAACUGAACACAUGUCUGUUAGAAGGUAUAGCAUGUUUUAUUAUGUACUUCAUUGUUUUGUGUAUUCCUAUUUUGAUGGUAAUUUAGUCAAGAAGGAAUUGUGAUUUUAAUUUAAUCAAGACCAACAUACAGACAUUUUAGGCAGGAAAUCGAUGCUGGAUUCUGAAUUAACAUGAAUAAAUUAACCCAAAUUCUCA
This is a messenger RNA of Oncorhynchus keta (chum salmon), 1436 nucleotides long. RefSeq lists its product as uncharacterized. The transcript has 11 exons. Bases 235 to 1047 code for a protein of 270 amino acids. NCBI's taxonomy places the organism in Eukaryota, Metazoa, Chordata, Actinopteri, Salmoniformes, Salmonidae. The record is from RefSeq and is a predicted model, not a curated record.